Molecule: messenger RNA, 11774 nt
Organism: Podarcis lilfordi (Lilford's wall lizard)
Lineage: Eukaryota; Metazoa; Chordata; Lepidosauria; Squamata; Lacertidae
Source: the annotation of a GenBank genome assembly
AUGGAGGGGAACUCCCAAGCCAUGGCCUGUUCCAUCAUGAAGCUGCUCUUCCCAUCGGCCGGUAUGGAGUUGAGAUUCCUCGCCACCCCGAAUGCAGUGGCCCUCCCAGGUAGGUGGCAUUGUGGCAUUGUGGGUCUUCUUCCAGGCAGGUGGAGCUUCUGCUUAGAAGUCCUAAGGCAGGCCGGCCUUCCAGCUGGGGUUAGGCACAUGAGGCUGGGUAUCUUCAGAGGGUCAGGAAGUACACACGCCCAUCCUUCUUCCUGAGUUUCUGAAAUGUGGUGAAACUGUAAAUAUUUUCAAAUGUCUUUUUAUUAAAGAUUUCUUGGUUUACAAAAGUAUGUGCAAUGUUUCUUUUUUCAAGUUACAUUUUCUACAGGUCAGUUUCAUUUGUUUUUUUAAAAUGUAUUUUUAGUAAAGAUUGUCUUGAUUUGCAAAGGUAUGUGCAAUGCCUCUGUCUCGUAUUUCCCCUCCCCCCCACCUAACACAUUUUUCCCCAUUUGUUGAGACAUUAGGAAGAAUAGGGGGAAAGAGGUGGAGGGGGGGGAAAGAUGAGUGGUGGUGGGUUGGGGGUGUUUCUAUUUUACUUAAUAUAUGUGGGGUUUUGUGUCAGCAUUGCUUGUGCAGGUUCUUUGCUGUUCGCUUGUCUUCCUUUGGUGGUGAGAGAGGUUGGGGUUGGCCUCGGGUGUGGCUGUUCAUUUGUGGUUGGCUGUGUUGGUCUUUGUUUUCAUGUGUGAGGGGGUGUUUUGGAUCAGGUUAGCCAUAUUGAUUUGUAUUCUUUUGGUGAAUUUUUGUCGUUGUCUUGUUGGGCUAUGUAUGUGAUAAAGGGGAGCCAUACCGGGGUUAAGGGGUCUUCUUCUAUUUGUCCCCAUGUCAGUUUCAGUUCAUUGGUUAAUUUUUUUAAUAAGGCGGUUUCCCAUACUAUUUGGUAUCAUUGGUCCAUACUUAUUCCUGACAGGUCUCACCAGGUUAUGUUGUUUCUGGCUGCUGAGAAUAGGUGGGUUAUGAGUUCUUCAUGAUUUGAGUGGGCAUUGUUGUCUUGGAAGAUGUUUAGUAGGGCCAGAUCUGGUGUGAUUUCUAAUACUUGCUUAGUUAUUUUACAUAUUUCUCAUAUGGAUUUUGUACAGAAGAGUUGGAUUUGGGGGCAUUCCCAUCACAUGUCGAGGUAUGUGCCUGGGGAGGUGCACCCUCUCCAGAAUUUUGGUGAAUCACCUGGGCUUAUUAGCGCUAAUUUCCUUGGUGUUAGGUACCACCUGUAGGUAAGUUUCAGAGUGAGUGCUUUCCUUUCCUUUGAUAUGCAUUUAAAGCAGGGUUUAGACCAUGUUCUGGUCCACAGAGUGGGGUUAAUCUCAUAGGAGGUUUUUGGGGGUGGUUUUUGAAGGUUGUCAGGGGCCUAGUUGCUGCUGAUUUUACUACUGGAUUGUUUAAGAGGGCAUGCAAUUGGUGGUGUGUUAACCAGGGCAUUUGGGCGUCUUCUAGUUUGUCUUGUAUUUCUUGUGUUGGCAAGGGUUUGCCAUUUUUAUAGAGGUUGGUUAGGCGAUAUAAGCCUUUGGUUUGCCAAGUUUUUAUCUGGAGGUUUUGUGCUGUGUGAUGGAAUAAUGGGUGGUGUGCCAGGGGAAUUACCGUAUUUUUCGCCCUAUAGGACGCACUUUUUCCCCUCCAAAAAUUAAGGGGAAAUGUGUGUGCGUCCUAUGGGGCGAAUGCAGGCUUUCGCUGAAGCCUGGAGAGCGAGAGGCGUGGGUGCUCACUGACACCUCUCGCUCUCCAGGCUCCAGGAAGCUAUCCGCAAGCCUUGCACGCCCGGGGGGAGUUCCUCCGGGCGCGCAAGGCUUGCAGGCGGCAGCCUGCAGCGCGGAGCACGGGGCGCCCUCCGGAGGACGCCCUGUGCUUUGCACAGGUGUCAGCAAGUCUUGCGCACCCGGGGUAACACCCCCCCGGGCGCGCACGGCUUGCGGGCGGCAGCUGGCAGCGCGGAGCAUCGGGCGCCCUCCGGAGGAUGCCCCGUGCUUCACGCAGGUGUCCGUAAGCCUUGCGCGCCCGGGGGAACUCCCCCCGGGCAUGCAAGGCUUGCGGGUGGCAGCCUGCAGUGCGGAGCACAGGGCGCCCUUCGGAGGACGCCCUGUGCUUCGCGCAGGUGUCGGCAAGCCUUGCACACCCGGGGGAUCUCCCCCCAGGAGUGCAAGGCUUGCAGGCGGCAGGCGGCAGCCUGCAGCACGGAGCACGGGGCGCCCUUCGGAGGACGCCCUGUGCUUCGCACAGGUGUCCGCAGCCUGCCGCCCGGCGCGUGGGGCGCCCUGUAGCAGAGCGCCCCUCAUAUCGGACAGACAUCGGCCAGCCCCACAAGCUCGGGGGACAGCGGGGAGGCGCAGCGCCGCCAUCCCACUGUUCCCCGACCUGGUUUUUGGGGGGAAAUAAUGGAAAAAUUUUUUUCCUUUAUUUCCCCCCCCCCCACAAAAGUAGGUGUGUCCUAUGGGACGGAGCGUCCUAUGGGACGAAAAAUACGGUAGUGGGGAUCGGGUUGGGGACAGUUUGCCUAUUUCUGCUUUUCAUGCUUUAAGCAUGGUCUCUGUGUACCUGUUAAGUAUUGUGGGAAUUUUCCUUAGUUUGUUUGGAAUUGGGUAUGCUGUGGUGCAGGUAUUUUCAAUUGUGUCUCUCUCCAGGUGCACCCACUGUUUUGUUUCAUCUUCUACUAUAUAUGGGAUUAUGUAGCAUACUUGGCUGGCAAUGUAUGUUGGGGAUUCUCCAUCCUCCCUCUGUGGAGGGGAGGUGCAGGUAUUUGGGGCUUUUUCUUGGUUUUUUGUUUGGAAUAGGUAGGUUAGUUUUGGGAGGCUGAUCAUUUUGAGCAUGGUUAUUUUGUCUGAGGGGACGCGGGUGGCACUGUGGGUUAAACCACAGAGCCUAGGACUUGCCAAUCGGAAGGUCGGCAAUUAGAAUCCCCGUGACGGGGUGAGCUCCCAUUGCUCGGUCCCUGCUCCUGCCAACCUAGCAGUUUGAAAGCACAUCAAAGUGCAAGUAGAUAAAUAGGUAGCACUCCGGCGGGAAGGUAAACGGCGUUUCCAUGUGCUGCUCUGGUUCGCCAGAAGCGGCUUAGUCAUGCUGGCCACAUGACCUGGAAGCUGUACGCUGGCUCCCUCGGCCAGUAAAGCGAGAUGAGCGCUGCAACCCCAGAGUCGGUCACGACUGGACCUAAUGGUCAGGGAUCCCUUUACCCUUUAUCCAUUUUGUCUGAGAGAGUGAAGUUGAUGUUGUUCCAUCUCUUUAGGUCUUUGAUAAUUUGCCACCAACUAGGAGUUGUUGUUGUGGAGGUAUACUUUAUUGAGGUUUCAGGUUCUUUGUACCCCAUAGUAUCUGAACUUGGUGUGGCAAAGUUUUAUCUUGGUGACGUUAGCGAGGUCUUUUUGUGUGUGGGAAGCACAUAGCUUCCGACUAUGCAAAAUUGACCUGUAGGCCCAACACCAUUGCAAAUGUGUUGAGUUCUCUGAUUAAGGAGGUUGCUGUGUUUAUGGGGUCUGGUGCUGUCAUCUGCAAAGAGUCCUAAUUUGUAGGUUUUGCCUUUUAUUUCCACUCCCUUGAUGUCUGUGGCUGCUCGGAUUCAGAUUGCUAAAGGUUCCAGAGCCAGGAUGAAUAAGAAGAGAGACCGUGGGAAUCCUUGUUUUGUGCCUUUUUGGAUUGCUAUGGUAUUAGAGUCCCUGUUGUUAGUCUUCCAUAUUGCUGAGGCUUGGGAGUAUAUUUGAUUGAGGAUUUGCAGGAAGUUGGGGCCAAAUUUCACGUUAGUACUGCUAAUAGGUAUUUCCACUCUAAGCAAUCCAAAGCAUUGAGGAUGUUUAGGGACAUAAUUGUCAGUGGGUGUUUAGUUGCCGUGCUGUGUUCAAUCACGUUCAGUAGUUUCCUGAUGGGGCCUGUUAUAUUGCAACCAGGGACAAAGCCAGUCUGGUCUGGGGAAAAUUUUUGUGUAGGAAAAUUUUUAGCCAGUUGGCCAAGUUUGAUGUGAAUAUAUUGUCGUCUUGGUUUAUUAAUGAGACUGGGUGGUGUGAUUCUACUUUGAGGCUGUCUUUCAGUGGUUUUGGGAUGGAGACUGUUUUGGAGUAGGUCCAGGAUUUGGGGAAGGGCCCACCCUUUAUGAUAUUAUUGAAUAGGUGGGUCAUGUUAGGCAUCAGGGGUUCUUUUAAUUUCCUAUAGAAUUCUUCUGUAAAGCCAUCUGGGCCUGGAGCUUUGUGUGGCUUCAGGUUUUUGAGGACCAUAUCUAUUUCCUCUUGGGUGAUAGGACUGUCUAUGAAUUCCUGUUCCUCAUAAGUUAAGGUAGGCAUGCUCAGUCCUGGUGUUUAUAUAUGAAGUGAUGCGUUUUCCUUUGAUGAGGUUUCCCAAUUUAUGCCAUACAGACAUAAUUACAUGCAAUGUAAUUGCUUUUAAGCUAGCUAUCUUGCUUAUCUUGGUGAUUCCCUGCCAACCCGUCCGGAUUGCCCUGUGUCUCUCACCUUGUAUUAUCUAUCGAACCAAUGGAGUUGCGCUGUCCUAGAGUUUGGUGGGUGGGGGAGUAGAGGGUUAGAAUUAGAUUUGGGUUAAAGAGUGGGGGGGGGUAGAUUGCAGAAAAUAUCCUAUAUGUAGUCAUAUAAGUUUUUAUUUGGGAUAUCUUGGGCCAUCUGGCAUUUAGCUGUUUGGUCCUAGGUCUCAGCUGGCAUGGAGGGCCUUGUUUUCACAGGACUGUAUUUGCAGGUAUGUAUCCCAAGACACCUGAUGCGCUACGUCUGGAAGAUGGCCUGGUCGAUCAUGGAGCUGCUCUUCCCAUCGCCCAGUAUGGAGUUGAAGUUCCUUGCCACCCAGAAUGCAGUGGCCCUCCAAGGUAGAUGGCAUUGUGGGUCUUCUUCCAGGAGGGUGAAGCUUUUGCUGAGAAGUCCUAAGGCCUUCCAGCUGGGGUUAGUUACAUGAGGCUGGGUAUCUUCAGAGUUUCAGGAAGGACACACACACCCAUCCUUCUUCCUGAGUUUCUGAAAUGUGGUGAAACUGUUAAUAUGUGAGCUUAGCAAAAUGAGUAAUUCCGUUUUAACUAGACCUUCAUCUUAUAACCAACUGUGGACUACUAAAGUGGGCGGGAUGUGGAUUUCCUUUCAAUUCCCCCCAAACAUUUAUUAUAUACUGAUUUGAAAUAAAAAUAUUCAGUCUAGGUCAAAAUCGGUAGAACAUCAUAAAUGUAGAAGCAAUGGCCCAGGGGCCAUACUAUAUAGUAUUACCUGAAAGUCAACUUGAUUUAUUUAUCUGGUUAUCAAAGCAAACACUGCUGUUUUAGUGCAGGAACUCACAUUGUGCGCCCUCUGAAUUAAGGGGGGGUUUGACCUGUUUCUGGUUCAGUAAUGUGAACAGGUCUAGUGUGUGUCCAUGUCUUACUAAACACAUAACAAUCUGCUGUACAAAUUAAUUGAAACAAUGAAUUUCGUACAAUAGUUUAUUGUACAAAACUCACACAGAGAUGUACAAAACUCACAGACAUGUACAUUAUUAACGGAUAUGACCUCCGCUAUUUUUAAGCAGCAUUUGAACACAGUUUGGCAUGGAGUCUACUCAUUUCGAACAGUUACUGUUGAUUUUCGGAUCCCUGUACCACACUUGAAUCAGCACCUGAAUGAGUUUCUCCAUAGUCAUACAGUCUACAGCACAGAGGUGACUUUUGCAUAUAUCCCACGAAUUCUCAAUGGGAUGUACAUACGGGAAAUUCCCUGGCCAAUCAAGUACCUGUAUUUGCUGCUCUGUCAUGAAUUUCUUCACCACUUUCAAUGUGUGACAGGGGGCUAGGUCCUGCUCCAGUAUCCCAGUACCCUCAGGAGACUUCUUUUCCAGCUCUGGAGUAACUCUCUUUUAUAGUACCAUUGGUGGGACAUAUUUUCAGGAUGGAGCCCUACCAUGACCAACACUUAAAAUUGGCUUGGCACCUUGUGAUUAUACUUCUAUUUGGUAUUUUGAUGUUGCUUAUAUUAAUGUGUAUUUUAUACCGUUAUAUUUAAGUUAAACUUUUGUAUGGAAAAGUGGUGAAAAUUUUUUUUACUCAGAGAGGGAAGGAGGAACAGAUUAGCUAAGCAUGGAAGAGGUAACCGUGUUAGACCAAGGGUGGAGUUUAUGGGCAAUCUAUCCGGAAGACAUUUGUAUUUCGAGGAGUUAGUGAUCUGACAUGGUUACCCUUCCUGCCUUCUCUUCCUUCUCCCUCUCGAUCUCUUGAGCUGUGAAUCAGGAGAUCUGUAAUGCUGGAUGUUUUUAGAUAUGCUGUAAGCCCCCCAGAGUCCCUUUGGAAAGCCAGGCAAAUGGGUGGGUUAUAAAGAUGAUGUUGAUGGUGAUGAUGAUUUAUUUAUACAUAUAGCUGAUGUCCAUACAGAAACUGUGCCAAAACUUGUGAUGUUUAUAUUUUAAAAAGAUGAAUUCUACAAUCACAGUUGCAAGCCCUUUCUUUUUGCAUGGUGCCUAGUCACUGAUCUAAGUGACAGCGGAUGGCUGUAUAGGAGCUACUGCUGGAUCACACUAGGUUGAUGGCAUUCACUGUGCCAUAAACUCAAUAUUUAAAAAAAAAAAAUCCCCCCCUCCAUGUGGGGUGGAAUUUAGUUCACAAGAAUGGUCAAUUUCAAGCCAGUGCUUUUCAUAACUAAGGGGAAAAGUGAAGAGAGAAAUGAGAGCCGGUUUCGGCCUUGUCAGCCCAUUGAACAAGGCACCUACAUAGGUGAAGAGCCACAUCCACACCACAAACUUCAGGGAUUUCACUAAAAACACUUUAAAAAGGAGGCCUAAGAUAUGGCAAUAGCUGCUGGAAAAGUUACAAGUCACUGCACAUUGUCUUUGUCAUUGUCUUUUGUUAGCCAUGUGUUAUCAGGCCAUCAGCUGCAGGGUCAUACACUGAAAAUAUUCUUCUAUGUUCCUAUAUUGGGACAAAAAAAAGAGAGGCACUAGCGGGGAUUCCAAACAAACUACACAGCUAAUAUUAUUGUCCCUUGGUAAAACCAAGUUAGCCCAUGAUUUCUUAAACCAAAAAAGCACUAGAAACCAACAUUUGUAAGGGCAGUACAGAAUUGGCCAAGUGUGAAGGCUGGAGCACUUACAAGUGACGCACACAAAAUGUAAGCCACAAAGAGCAAUGUGAAGGUGUUUCCAUGCGAUGGCUACCUUUGUGCUGCAAGGUAUAAUGUGCAUAUUUUUCUCCAUGGCACGGCAAAGCCUGAGAAAGGCUUGCAGUAUCACAAAAAUGGCUGGUCACCCAAGUUAAAAAAACAACCACCACCAAGCCAGCAGCACCCCCUGUAUGGCAAUUAUGUGUGCCAGUACUCACGAUCCCAUUUCUCAGAAGCAGUCAUAUGAUGAAUACAGUGCAAAGUCUGUGAGGUUUAUGAGGCUUGUGCUGAUCCGCUGCCUAGGUUUUAAGUUGCACCUCACUAGGCGGCAGCCUAUGUAGUUUUCUGCCGCAUUGCCCCUCGUAGACAGCAUGGAAACCAUGUGAUUCAGCUUGAACUGGAUGACAGAGUAGUGGAAUUCCCUCUCCUUGUUCAGCUUGUGGAAAUCAUCUGUCCUGUGGUUGGCAGCAUAGUGUAUGGACCUCAGGGAUGUCAGUGAGCCCAUAGAGCUUGCCCAGGAGCAUUUGGAAGACAGUGAAGAAAGCGACCGAGCGCCAGAUGUGCUGAUCCUCUGCCUAGGCUUUAAGUUGUGUUCUGAGGUGUGUAUCCUCAGAGAAGGUUGAGCAUUUUAAGUGAGACAAAAGUUCUUUGAUGGCAGGGUGUGAAUUGUGGAGGAGAUUAUACAUUUUAGAUAGAUAUUUUCCUUUAGGCUGGAUUAGAGUUCCCUUUACUUUUGAUAUUUCUCCAGCAAACCCUAUUUUCCUUGUCUUUCAUUCAGUUGGAAGUAUUGGAAUCAGCCUGUCAAACAUAUAUGGAUAUAUAUGCCCAAUUUCCCUUCAUGUUUUUCUUCUUAACGGCAAAGGCUUUGAUGGGUGAAAUGCACCAAGGGCUUGUAGGUUCCAGGAGAUAUUUAUAUUUUAUCCAUGGUUUAUAUAAGGUCUGAGUUGUGUGGCUGCAUCUUCUGGUACGGUGUUGGCAAGGGAUUGAAUCUCAGUGCAGAAAAGGAGAAAGGACACUUUUGUUGAGGGGUUUUUAAGCGUUCAUGUUUCUGUACAGACAUCAGCUACAUGAACGCUUCCAAAACCCCUUAACACAGAGAAAGCUAAAACAUUCUGCAGCUUGAUUGCCCCCCAAUGGCAGAACAUUCAGAGUGCUCCUUGCAGGCGUAUCUUAAAGUUUAGUACCAUGGGGCUCCAACCAUUUGUGCCAUAUGACCAAGCAAGGCAUCUUUCCAACUGCAGCAGCCCCAUUUCCUUUGUAAAAGAUGGAAAAAACACAGUUCCAUGGAACAACAGGUUAUGUAGUGUGAAAGAAACAUUGAGGGGGGGGGUGACAGAAACCCUAACAGAAUAAUCAGGAACAGCAAAACAAUAGUCACCACAUCUAAAUACAGCCUAUGGCACAAAACCAUUCAAUUCUUCAUGCCCCUGCUAUUUGCAGAAUCUCCUGAUCCCAGCAGAGCUAAAUCUCUGCUGAGGACUUGUUGCCUCAGUUGGUCGGAAUCCCCCACUGCAGGUACAAGGCAGGGCACACUGAGCAGACCUCCUGGCCACUCAGGGCUUGAGCCCCCUCAGUAUUUCUAGACAGGGUGCUCCAUUCCCCCAAUAUUGAGUGAUCCACAAGAGCCAGAUUCUGGACUUGAAGAAUUCCAAGCACAUUUAUCUUUUUCAUUUUGGCCAAAAUUAUGCCAAUAACCGUAAACUAAAUUUGGCAUCAAUUCUGUCUUCAUUUGGGGAGGUCUUGGAGCUCUUAACCCGCAAGACACCAAAGUCAGCCAUGGAAAUCUUGCCACACGUCAUAGAUUCCAUAGGUCCUCUCCAGUUGUACAGUUGGAGAGAGGGAGGAAAGACCUUGACUGGAGAAAGGAUCAGAUGUAUUCUUCAUGCUUAUUUACUGGUCAGGAGAUUUCUUACUCAAAUCCAACAUUGCAACAGCUUGUGACAAAUGUGGACAGAUCUUUUGUUUGCUCAGAAAAAAGGGCAACACAAAAAACCAACAACUUUGCAUAUAUGCAGCUUGUAUGUAUAUUUUGGAUUAUACUUUUUUAGCAUCAUUUUGAAAGGGGACGUUCAAGAACAUGAAAACUGAGAUUUCUUAGGGCUGUUUUGCCUCAUGGUUUUUGUUGCUGAACUCUAAUAGAGAGAACACAUGUAUACACCCUUUGGACUGUGCCUGAUGAAGCACUGCCGUUCACUUCUCUCCUCUUGAAGCAUAAACUCUGCUGAUGUAUGUUGAGAAACUGCAGCAGAAAUUGCAGUGUAUAUAUAUAUAUAUGUGUGUGUGUGUGUGUAUAUAUAUAUUUAUAUAUUUGAUUUUUUAAAGAAAAACCAGCUUAAGAUUUAUUAUGCAAAAAGCUUGUAUGAAAAGUUUUAUAAAAAAACAACAACACACCAAAGGAAGAAGAAUUUAUGGAUGAAGAAAUCAACCUUCCUGCCAAAAAAGAUACAUGUGUUCUCUCUAUUAGGGUUCAGCAACAAAAGCCAUGAGGCAAAACAGCCCUAAGACACCUCAGUUUUCAUGUUCUUGAAAGUGCCCUCCCCCCAAAAAAAUGAUGUUAAAAAACUAUAAUCCAAAAUAUACAUACAAGCUGCAUAUAUGCAAAGUUGUGGGGUUUUUUGUUGCCCUUUUUUCUGAGCAAACGACAGAUCAGUCCACAUUUGUCACAAGCUGUUGCAAUUUUGGAAGUGUGCAAUUUCAGUAAGAAAUCUCCUGACCAGUAAAUUAGCAUGAAGAAUCUGAGUGUUCGGAGCUUUUUUAAAAAAUAAAAAAUAAUCCGCCCAGUCUCACACACAAACCCCACAAAAUAUCUUCUUGUGCAAAGUUUCUUCUUGUUUAAUACAGCAAUAUGAUAGUUAUUAAAAAGUGGGCUUGCUUUCAACGCCCCCCCUCCCUGGCCUGCAAAUUUUGUUUUCAGGCUGUUGGAAGAGAAUAACAUUGAGGGCAGAAAGUUGUUUCUGGAAGACCAGUCCAGGCAUCAGCAACUGGCUGGCCAGACCCAUGUUCUACAGCUUAUCUGGAAGUGAAUGAUGGUGGUCUCUUCAUUACUGGAUGCACAGAGUUAAUACAUCUGAUCCUUUUCCCGGUCAAGGUCUUUUUUAUCUCUCACCUUCUAUCUUCUGUACAACUGGAGAGGACCUAUGGAAUCUAUGACGUGUUGCAAGAUUUCCACGGCUGACUUUGGUGCCUUGCGUGUUAAGACCCCCAAGACCUCCCCAAGUAAAGACACAAUUGAUGCCAAAUUUAGUUUAAGGUUAUUGGCAUAAUUUUGGCCAGAAUGAAAAAUGAAGAGAAAUGUUCUUGGAAUUCUUCAAGUCCAGAAUCAGGCUCCUGUGGAUCUCUUGCUGGCUGCUACCAGUGGAUGCAAAUGGUUUCUGUUUCUUUUUUUAAUUUUUAUUUCAAAUCAAAAAAAUAUUACAAACGUCAAAUUCAAAAUCCAUAUUUGUUUUCUAACACAAGCUUAUUACAGAGAUUACCUAAAUUAAAAUAUAUCUACUUGCUCUAGGCUUCCCUUUGCUCUACAUAAAUACAGCACAAUUAACAAAUCAUAUUAUAAAUGAUAUUAAAGGUUCCCAUAUACCCCCCACUCCCCUUCACCCAUGUGUGAUCUCAAUAUUUUACUUCUUCCACCUUGUUGUGUUGUUAUAAUUUAAUAAUUAUUCAAUUGCUUCUAUUAUUUUCUUGCUUACCUUCAAGUUUUACACAUUCUCUAUUAAUAUUUCAAUUCCGGGACCAUAUUUUUUCAUGUUUUCCUUCACUCCAUCCCACUUUCUAGUUAUUCUCUGAUUUGAGUGGCCUCUAAUAAUUGCCGUCAAUUUUGACGUUUCUACAAACUCGCCGAGUUUGUUUUGCCAUUCUAAUAGUGAUGGGAUAUUCUGGCAGCUGCUGUUGUGUAAAGGAAUAGAUUUUUCUUGUCUUUGGGAAUGUCAUUAGAUAUUAGGCUGAAAAAUUUCAUGAGGUGAUCUACAGCAGGGUUGGGCAGGAUAAUAGCCCAAAUACCUAGAAACAUCAUCAAUUUCUUUUUAUUUCAAAACAAAAAAAAAAAAUUAAAAAUCAAAAAAAUCAAAGGUCUGCUCAGUGCCCUGCCUUGUACCUUCAGCGUGUGAUUCCGACGAACCGAGGCAACAAGUCCUCAGCAGAGAUUUAGCUCUGCUGGGAUUAGGAGAUUCUGCAAAUAGCAGGAGCAUGAAAAAUUUAAUGGUUUUGCGCCAACACAUUUAGAUGUGUUGAUUAUUGUUUUGGUGUUCCUGAUUAUUCUGUUAGGGGUUCUGCCCCCCCCAAUGUUUCUUUCAAACUACAUUACCUGUCCUCCCCAUCUUUUACAAAGGAAAUGGGGCUGCUGCAGUUGGAAAGAUGCCUUACUUGGUCAUAUGGCACAAAUGGUUGGAGCCCCAUGGUAUUAAAAUUUAAGACACGCCUUCAAGGAGCACUCUGAAUGUUCUGCCAUUUGGGGGCAAUCAAGCUGUUGACCUCCGUUACUGGCAAGUAGGCGGGCGCGGUGUUAGGAGCCAGUGUUGUGAGUGUGGUUGCUUGCUUUGCCUUCUUCUGCCUGUCAGUGACCAUCCGGGAGAGGGUGGGAACGAACCACCCCCAAACCGAGCUGCAGCGGAACGAGGGAAUAAGGUUUGCCAAGGAGAGACGGGACAAGCCAUUCCUUGGACGUCCAUCACCCCACCACCAGUGCUCUUCCAGUAG